AUGACCAAAGAUGGACGAGAAACAAUCCCACAACCCCGUCUACAGCGGAUACUGCCACACGUGAUCACCCCUCGCGAAGACCAGCAUACAACGGAUCCCCAAAUGCUUUUGGUGCGUCAAGAACUGCAGCGCGUACGACGGGACCCGGUAGGGGAGAUGAUUUACCAUCGAGAAUGGGCACGCUACUUUAGUCAACUACGACAGAAACUACGUGUUGACAUCCAGAGGAUCCCUCGGCCGCCACUAUCACAACCUCGCAAAUCAGCCAACCACCAGGAAGGUGCACAACAACAAAAAAUUGCUGAGAGUGAUAAAACUGCUGAAGGCCAGGACACCAGCGGUAAGUCAGGAACAGCGGCUAGCCAGACAUCACGAAUCCACCUCGGACUCUAA
This is a messenger RNA of Macrosiphum euphorbiae (potato aphid), 393 nucleotides long. The record is from the annotation of a GenBank genome assembly. NCBI's taxonomy places the organism in Eukaryota, Metazoa, Arthropoda, Insecta, Hemiptera, Aphididae.